ACUGAGGAGCUGCAACAUUCACUGGAACCACGUUGAGACAUCGCCCACCUUCGGCCAUUUCCAAGAAAGAGAAGGGGUUUGACAUAUGUCUGGUAAUACAACAGUCUCAUUCUAGAGCCGCCACAAAAGAUUACAACUUCUCAACCUGUUCUUCAAAGCUACUCGAAUUGCCCAGAGUACCCCGCCAGCACAACCCGCCCCACGAAUUUGAAAGUUUGCUCUGCUAAAGUUUUGUCCUGUCGAUUGCCCGUUCCAUUCCCGACCCUCUGGACUUCCCGACCCACCAUCUUGGGGUUUCCUUCGAGCUUUAUUCGAGUAAGACCUAGUCUUAAGAAUAACAUUAGACACCUCAAACCGACACUUGAACCAGAUUGCCUUCCAAAGUCGCUUCACAACCCACUAUGGCAUCCAACAGACUUCGAAGAGUGGCCAAGGAGUUGGCAGACAUCCAGAAUGAUACCCAAUCCAAGAUAUUCUGCGAGGCUGCAGACGGAGAUCUUUCACAUCUACACGCGUCCUUCCCAGGCCCUCCAGAUACUCCAUAUGAAGGUGGGACUUACGUCGUGGACAUUACAAUCCCCAAUGAAUACCCAUUCAGGCCUCCAGUCAUGAAGUUCCAAACGAAGCUGUGGCACCCCAAUGUUAGCAGUCAGACAGGCGCCAUCUGUCUCGACACUUUGGGAACAGCUUGGUCACCAGUCCUCACAAUCAAAUCCGCCCUUCUUUCCCUCCAAUCUCUCCUCAGCACACCCGAGCCCAAGGACCCACAAGAUGCAGAAGUAGCGAGCAUGCUCAUGAAGAACCCAGAACAAUUCCAGAAGGUUGCAAGAGAGUGGGCAAUCAAGCAUGCUUCAGCACCGAAGACUACACAAUGGGAGGUUACAGCAGCUUCGCAGCCUGCUUCAUCCAAGCCAAAAACACAAAAGGUUCUGUCUCGGGAGGAGGAGGAGAGGAUCCUUAUUGCCCGAUAUCAAGGAUACAACCGAGAUCUGAUCGACAGAUUUGUAGCCAUGGGGUUCGAAUUAGACCGUGUCGUUGACGCAUUCAAUUUCGUCAGCAUUGACCGGAAUAACGGCGAGGACUACGAGCUUGAGGAAGCAUACAUGGGAGACAUCACAGCCAGACUCUUGGGCGAACCAUGAUUUGUUAUGAAAGGAACCUUGACUUGUGUGGCACGAAUGACCGUAAUGAAAUCACUGGCAGGUAUGCAUGCAUCGGCUCUGGAGUCUGGAGAUUGUUGCUACUGGAAAGCAGCAUGUGGAAUUGGCAAAGGCGUACGGUAUGGACGACGAAGGUCUGAAUUAGGCGUAAUUCCAACUCGUCGAAUUCGUUGUGUUUAGAUGCAUGUCUUCAUUAUUAGCACACCUCGAUUUCUUGCAAAUCUUACAACCGUCAGCUGACAAGUGCUUCACCCUUGCGGAACGUUCAAGUCCAAAGACAACCAAAAAUAUUCAUAUACCAUACCAUCUACGCAGCUAAGGGU
Cadophora gregata is the source of this 1483-nucleotide messenger RNA. RefSeq names its product Ubiquitin-conjugating enzyme E2 1 (gene UBC1). NCBI's taxonomy places the organism in Eukaryota, Fungi, Ascomycota, Leotiomycetes, Helotiales, Ploettnerulaceae. The transcript has 4 exons. The record is from RefSeq and is a predicted model, not a curated record. Bases 402 to 1142 code for a protein of 246 amino acids. Gene Ontology annotation, molecular function: protein binding.